AUGAGUAACUUUAACGUUCCAGACUUCCCGCCUCCUGCUUAUAAACCAUAUAAUCAAAAUUCAAAUAAUGAUGAUUUCAUACAAACAACUUCCGAAGAUUUUGAGUAUUCUGCAAGAAUCGAUAGCAAUCUUGACGACUUUACAUAUUCAGAAGAAAUUACUGUUCGUAGGUCUACGAAGAACUUUGAGCAAGUCGCGCGUGUAAAUUCUCAAAAGCAACUCGUAAGAGGUAAAAAACCCAGUACUGGUAAUGACGAUAUAUUAUCAUUAUAUUGUGAAGAAAUUGCUCUUCAUAAGGCUAUAGCUGCAAAGAAACAAGAAGAACUCACACGAAUAAAUUCUCAAAAAAAGCUCGCAAGAGGUGAUUCCGCUAGAAAAUUACGACAGCUUGAUAAACUAAGUUCCGAGAACGAUUAUGAUUCAAACAUAGUUGAGAGGCAGCAAAUUACAACCAAUUCCAAUAGAGUAUUAAGGUCUAAAGAAACUGAAGAAAUUACACUUCAUAGGAAUGCGUCUUUAAGGAAACUUGAGGCAGUCACACGUGUAAAUUCUCAAAGAAAACUCGAAAGAGGUUAUUCUAACAGAAAAUUGCAACAACUUGACAGCUUCGGUCCUGAAGAUGAUUAUGAUUCAAAUUUAAUUGAAGGACAACUAGUUACAACUAAUCCCCAAGACGCAUUUUAUUCUGAAGAAAUUGCACUUAACAAGAAUGCAUCUCUAAGGAAACUUGGGGCAGCCAAUUAUCAAAACAAACUUGCAAGUGAUUCUUUCAACGAAUUGCAACAGCCUAAUCGGGAUAGACCCACAAAUGGUCAUAAUUCAACAAAUCGAUCGGUCACAGCUUUCGAACAAUUCCAAUCGUGGUUGAUUAAUGAUGGUAAUUAA
Messenger RNA from Cetraspora pellucida, 885 nucleotides. The record is from the annotation of a GenBank genome assembly. Lineage: Eukaryota; Fungi; Glomeromycota; Glomeromycetes; Diversisporales; Gigasporaceae.